CCGGAUACAAUUACUGCGCAUGUCCCGUUGUCAGUGGCAACAUAAACAACUGUUUUUUAAUUCUGAACUAUUUUAACAAGUUAACAAAUUUAAUAGGUAACUUAUUUGGAGAGCAGUGAAAAGUAAUAAUGUCAAUGGAAGAUUCACAGCAGUGCGAACAGAUGGCUGCAGCAAAUGAGAAGACAUCAGACUAUUACCGAACAAAAAAUAUACCAAACAGAUUUGAUAAUCCAACAUGGUUUAAGGGAUAUGGAGGUAAACCAGAGCACCCUAUGUACAAGACAACAUCAAAUACUAUUGGUCAAAAAAAUCCAUCUGUCCACACAAUGCCAACACAGUUCUAUUGUCGAUCACAGAAAUUUACAGAACAUUUAGGCACAUGUGGAAUGUACAAGAAUAAUUCGUUCAAUACAGCACUUGACCAAAGUCAAGUUUAACAGCGAAACAGACAUUUAAACAUAGAAAAAAAAUCAUGUACAUAAUUUUAUCUUUCUAUCAUUGUGUGAUAUAAACAUUUGUGACAUCUUGUAACCUUAAAUUUUUUAUCAGAUUCAUGCUGAUGAUAUGUUUAAAGCUUCACUUUAUUUAUAAAGGCAAGUAACAAUAUUUAAGUUUAAAAAAAUACUUUUAAGUUUAAUUUUAUAACAUGAUUUUUUCAUUUAUUUGAUAUUUAUUAAAACUGAUGAAGAUUUUAACUGUGCAAAUUUGAAACAAGUAGAUUAGUACACAUGCACUGAAAAAAUAAAACCUGUAUCACAGGCAUUGUUAAGGACUAAGCACAUACUUGUUGUGAUCUUACAUCUAAAAUACCAGUUUUAACAAAUAAUACAAAUUUUAUGCAUUCAUGCAUCUGUAUUUUCUAAAAACAACCCUGGUGGUAGAAUUGUUCAUAGAUAUGAUACAAUAUAUUAAUCCUGCAAGUGUUGAGUUUAUUGUUAUUCAAACUUUCAGGUAAAUGAUUUACAAUAGAUUAUGCUGUAAAAAUGUAUACAAGCAUGAUGAUAGUGACAUGAAGAAAUUUAAAACCAGUUUGUUAUUUAGAAUAAAUGUUGUUUAUUAUUAUGUGUGCAUGGAAAAAACCUGUUUUAUAUUAAAUAGAAGUGUCUUGAAGGGGUUAUUCUAACUUAUUUGUUGUUGGGGGUUUAUUUUAUUUUGCUGAACCUUUCCCUGUCACUUCACUAUUUUUCAUACUAAAAAUUAUAUUAUUUCUUAUAUACUUUCUUGUGAAAAAAAAUAAUUAUGUUAAAUAAAACAGUCAAAUGUUAAGAAAUAA
Molecule: messenger RNA, 1273 nt
Organism: Ruditapes philippinarum (Manila clam)
Lineage: Eukaryota; Metazoa; Mollusca; Bivalvia; Venerida; Veneridae
Product: piercer of microtubule wall 1 protein-like
Exons: 4
Coding region: 129-437 (102 amino acids)
Biological process (GO): axoneme assembly
Cellular component (GO): axonemal microtubule
Source: RefSeq, a predicted model, not a curated record